AUGGACCAUCAGGAUGCGGACGAUGCGAUAGAACCGUUUCCCCAAGAAAUUCCCGUCGAGAAAAGCGAGAGUCCAACAGGCGACACGACACCUACCCGACCGUUAUCUCAGGCAUCUCAGGACACCCCCUUCAGAAAGUGGGUUGACAGCUUUCGUUCCCAUAAACGGCCAGGGGGAACACGGGAGCGAAUUGUAGAGGGCUGGCCGGAUCCUGACGAGGAGCCCUUUCCAGCCGAAUUUGAUCUAGAUCCACCCAGCUUUGCAGCUCAAGACGCCCUAUGGGAAAGAGGCUCUGGAAAUUCGUCGAACCUGGGAACACCCAAGACCACCACGAUCAGCAUCGCGAGAUCUCGCGCAACAACACACAGCACUACCACCCAGAGUGCACUGUCGGAUGUACGAGUCUCAGGAGAUAGCUCCCGCCCAGCCUCCAGCAGUUGCGUGGACGAACAGGUGGAAAUAAGGGCCAGAAAGAGACGUCAUAUACUGCGAGAGCUGAUGACAACAGAGGUGAACUAUGUCUCUGGCCUCAAAGCCCUAGCGGGAGUACUCUCGAUGCUCAACGUCCGGACUCAAAUUCGACACAACAUUCAACAAAUCCACGACAUUCACGAGCAAUUUUUGAGUAAUCUCGAAAUGGAAAAGCGUCGCAAAUCCUUGAUGUCAGAGCCUAGCGAAGCAUUAGAGGUGGCGCGGGAGAUUGAAGCACUGGAUAUAGCCCUCCUGCGCCGAUCGAUCACGGACUGGUCAGUGUAUGACAAAGGGAUUGAGGCAUUGUCCAAGUCUGUUGCAUCGACAGCCAGCCGCAGACAUGAGGAGAACAAGUCAAUGUUGAUGAGUGACUUGAUGAUCAAGCCUAUUCAACGUCUUUGCAAGUACCCACUUAUUUUAACAGACCUGGUCAAUGUCACCCCUUCCAGCGAUUGCCCAUCCGCCAACGCAGUGAUGCAUCAAGUCCUGCAAGAUAUGCGCGCUCAGGUGGGCAAGAUAAAUUCGGCCACGGGAAAUCCAGUCAACAAGGAUAGGAUUGAGAAGACUCUGUUACUGCAAAAGAAGACUCGUUUCAAUGAAUCAUACAGACUGCGCGACAUAUACAAGGAACUUGGCCCAAUGAUACUUUGUGGAGUACUUCAUGUCACCUAUCGCACACAAGAACAUACUGCGGGUGAAUUCAUGGUAUCUGUCUUGUUCAACUGCCAUUUACUGCUUGGCAGAAUCAGGGAUGAAUAUCAUGGAAUGGAAAUCCUGGCUUGCAUCUACAUUGCUGACUUGAAGAUGGAUACUUUGCAAAAUGGACGUGGACUCACUUGCUAUGGGUGUCCAUUUUCAUGGAAAAUUGUGUUUCAAGAUCAAGGUGAAAUUUUCGAAUUAGUGCUUAGUGCAUCUACUCCCACUGAAGAGAAGCAGUGGCAUACUGAGAUAAUGAAACUCUCCGUGACUCCAAUGAACAUGGCAAAAUCGGGAGGUGUUUGGGAUCCUCGAAAAUACUCUCUUUUGAGUCUUCCUUUAAUGCCCUUGGAUAGACCACAGUACACUGUGGCCGCUCUGUCACGGAGAACCUCCAUGGAUUCCAUGGCGAUCUCGCGCAAGGUCAAUGUUCAACGAGUCAUUAUCCGGAAAACCAAUUUUCCGAACUACGAUGAAUCCACCAGCUCAGGAAGCUCGACCGGUGAGAUUGAGCGGCCCAAAACUCCUGUUACUCGGGGCUCAUACAAUGUGAUUGCCAGACGACAGGACCGAAUUCGAUUGGAGAAACUGAUUGAGGAGGUCUAUACUCGGGAUGCAUUGCCCUGGCCUGGAAUGGUUCUCGGUAAAGGGGAUAUUUUGGAAGAUAUUUUCAGUCCUGGUUCAAUCAUAAGGCGUUUCAGCCUUCAUACUGGGUUUAACAAACGGUCCAGUUCUGUCAGCACUUCUCAUUCUGGAGCCGUAGUUACUGAAUCUCAGUACAUUGAGGAAUAUGAUGGCGAGGAGAAGGACCUCAUAGCCACUCUUGAUGGCGACAAGAACUCUUCUGAGCCUAAUUUCGAGUCGCCAAAGACACCUACCCCAUCUCUAGGGCGCUCCAGGACCCUUCGAUUUGCAAGUACGCCCAAAAAGUCCGUGUCUUUGCAACGAAGCGAGAAGCAGGGGAGCCAGGAGAGCAAUCCCGAGCCGUCUCCACGCAAAAAAUGGAGCUCUCCAAUGUCUCUAUUCAGCGUGUUAUCACCGAAAAACCUGUCCUCGAACAGGGCCAAGGAUGGGCAGAUGAAGUCGAGUGGGGAGAUCAACAAGAAUUGA
Molecule: messenger RNA, 2277 nt
Organism: Penicillium malachiteum
Lineage: Eukaryota; Fungi; Ascomycota; Eurotiomycetes; Eurotiales; Aspergillaceae
Product: putative Rho guanyl nucleotide exchange factor
Exons: 7
Coding region: 1-2277 (758 amino acids)
Molecular function (GO): guanyl-nucleotide exchange factor activity
Source: RefSeq, a predicted model, not a curated record